This is a messenger RNA of Leptinotarsa decemlineata (Colorado potato beetle), 1186 nucleotides long. Its product is annotated as cathepsin L-like proteinase. Lineage: Eukaryota; Metazoa; Arthropoda; Insecta; Coleoptera; Chrysomelidae. Gene Ontology annotation, molecular function: cysteine-type peptidase activity. The record is from RefSeq and is a predicted model, not a curated record. Gene Ontology annotation, biological process: proteolysis.
GAUCCCAUCAUUUCAAAAAAGCAGUAUAAAUUCGCGAGUUUCCCAUCGUUUGAGUACAGUUUCAUCUUGCUGUUCUUAGAAAAAACAAAAUGAAACUAUUUGCUCUCAUCGCAGCUAUCCUGGUGACAGUCAAUGCUUCUACUGACAAGGACCAAUGGGUGGCUUUCAAGCAAACCCAUGGCAAAACCUACAAGAGUCUGUUGGAAGAAAGGACUAGAUUCGGGAUAUUCCAGAACAAUCUGCGAACAAUCGAAGAACACAAUGCCAAAUACGACAAAGGCGAAGAAACCUACUACAUGGGAGUCAACCAGUUCGCUGACAUGACAGCAGAGGAAUUCAGGCACAUGCUUGGUCUGCAGAAUGGAGCGAGACCAAAUUUGAACGCCACCCUUCACGUCUUUUCUGAGAAUUUACAAGCUCCAGAAUCUAUAGAUUGGACACAGAAGGGAGCAGAUUUGGGAGUGAAAGAUCAAGGAAAAUGUGGAUCUUGCUGGGCUUUCAGUUCCACCGGGUCAUUGGAAGGGCAGAACGCUAUCCACCAUAAAGUGAAGACUCCUCUGAGCGAACAACAACUUCUUGACUGUUCCUCCAGUUACGGAAACGGUGAUUGUGACGAAGGAGGACUCAUGACGAACGCUUUCAAAUAUAUCAAAGCCAAGGGAAUAGAAGCAGGAAGUUCUUAUCCUUAUCAAGGAAGAGUGGGUUCCUGCAGGUAUAAUGCCCAAAAAACUAUUCUCAGAAUAAAAGGAUUCAAAGAAUUGCGCGCUUCUGAAGUAGAACUGAAAAAAGCCGUAGGUACCAUUGGCCCCAUAUCAGUAGCUGUUAGUUCAGAACAUUUGCGGUUGUACGGUGGAGGAGUUAUAACUACUAGGUGUAUCAAAGACCUUGAUCAUGCUGUUCUCGCUGUUGGAUAUGGUUCUGAAAACGGUAGGAAGUACUGGAAGAUUAGGAACUCUUGGGGAAAAACUUGGGGAGAUCAUGGAUACUUCAAACUUGCAAGAGAUGCUGGCAACCUAUGCGGUGUUGCCUCUAUGGCCUCAUAUCCACUUCUUUAAGACCUACAGGUAUACAACGAGUUGGAAAUAUUCUUCAAAAUAUUAUUUAUACGAGGUUUUUUCUGAUGAAUGUUCUAUGAUGUUAUAUUUAUGAUAAACGUUCAUGAUAAUAAAGAAAUUGUGCAUUUGAA